UCCGCUCCACUCCAACAGAUCCCCGCACGAGCUGUGAGGAGGGCGAUAUGACGCCCAGGCCCAGCCUUCGCCGCCGCCCCAGCUCGCCGGCGUCGGCGCCGCCGCUGGACGACGACGACCUCCUCUCCGAGAUCCUCCUCCGUCUCCCUCCGCAGCCGUCCUCCCUCCCACGCGCCUCCGUCGUUUGCAAGCGCUGGCGCGGCCUCGUCUCCGACCCCGGCUUCCUCAGCCGCUUCCGGAUCCACCGCCGCCGCCACCCUCCCCUCCUCGGCUGCUUCGUCAAAAAUUCCGAUGAGCUCUACUUCGAGCCUACCCUGGAGCUCCCCAACCGUGUCCCGCGCGGCCGCUUCUCCCUGCAGAAUCUCCCCAGCGACAGCUUCCUGCUCCUCGGAUGCCGCCAUGGCCUCGUGCUAAUGUUCGAGUGGAGGAAGUUCCAGAUCCUGGUGUGGGACCCCGCCAACGGCGCCCAGCAAAGCAUUGCCUCCCCCCGGGGGUUUCACAUGGUGGAGACCCUGAUCCACCUCCAGGGGGCAGUGCUUCGUGCUGCCGCAGACGACCAGCACUUCCAGGUGUGUUUGGCAGGCUUGGAGAGAGGCUCCCAACGAAAUUAUGCGCGAGUGAUAGCCUGCGCUUACUCGUCCGAGACCGGCAGCUGGGGUAAUCUCGUCUCAACAGCAUUUCCAUCCGUGCCUUAUCUGCAUGUAGAUCCCACCAUCGUUUUCAUGGCCAAGCCCGGUGUGCUGGUUGGGGAUUUCCUUUACUGGGCGCUUACUGGGAAUUUUGUUCGAAUUAUCGAGUUUGAUCUGAAGAGGCAGAGCCUAGCUGUGAUAGGGAUCCCGGUGGAUAUGGAUUCUUGGAGAGAUCACGAGUACUCAGUUAUGCGGGCUGAUGAUGGUGGGCUUGGUUUCCUCUUUCUGUCAGACUUCAGUGCCCAAUUAUGGAAGAGGAAGACCGAUUGUGAUGGUGCUGCUCCAUGGGUGCUGGGAAGAACUAUUGAACUGGGCAAGCUACUUUCCCUAAAUUUACAUAGUGAGAGGGCGCCCCUGAGGAUUCUAGGAUAUGCUGAGGAAAAUAAUGUGGUGUUCUUGUCGACAGUUCACGGUGUCUUCAUGAUCCAGCUUGACCCAUUGCAGUCAAAUAAUGUGGUGUUCUUGUCGACAGUUCUCGGUGUCUCUCCUCUCUAUUAUCCAUUCGAGAGUCUCUACAGCAGUUGGUAGUCUCGCUUCCAGUUUUUUUAGUCCCAUCUCUUUUGGUUUUUUUUGAUACCUCCUCCCACCUCCCGCUACCCAGCGAUCCCCCACUUCCUCCCUCCAGACCGACCAAAAAAAACGGCAUGCUACAACUAGGCCCGUUGUAAAACACUACGGUUCAGCGACAGAAAAUCGAUCUAAAAAAAUCUACAAUGGUUAACCUACGAAAAUUAACCCCGCUCGAUCUGGAUCACCCCGCUCGAUCUGGAUCUCUUCGGCGGCGGCUCCUCCCCACGCACCGACGCAUCCCCAGAGCCCUCCCCACCUCCUCCCAGAACCGGCGACUUCGCCUCCCGCCGUGGCCCCCUCUCUUCCCCUCCCCUCGUCGCAGAUCGAGCGACAACCGCGGUGUGGGCGGGCGGCGCCAACGCGCUGCUCCUGCUCGGCCACCCGGGCCCGUCCAUCGCCUGCUCGCCUCCCGCAGCGUCUUCUCCGAUCACACAACCGACGGUGGCCGCGGCUCCACAAGGCCGUGCGCGACCCAGCCAGCGCCAAGCCCUUCGCGCGCGCCCACGCCGGCGUCCCCGCCUAAACCUACUACACCCAGGACCGGGAGGCGAACAGGUGAUGCUCGACGACGAACAUCUGCUCGAGGACACCCUGCUCGACGGUGCUCCUCUUCGCUAGCAUCUCCAUUGCAUGAUAGGGGGAGAGUUCUUGUACUCAGAGCAGCUGUUGAUCUGCAGCAACUCUUGAAGUAUGAAUGUAUGAUUUAGGAUAAUCAUAGUUUCAGUUUGCCAAGCAGGGAGUAUAAUUUAACUGGAAAGCAACCAACUAUUGCUUUGAACUGGAGUAUAAUUACCGAAGCGGGUCGAAGUGGGAUGAUGUGAUUCGGUGGUCAACGGCGGCUGCGCGGGAUGCAGUAUGGUAUGGCUUGAGCAUCUCGAGGAGGGGCUCUCUCCGCAAGGCAUCCUCUACGCCACGGCGGAGGUGUUCGAGUAGUCUGUCCCGGGGCUGCGCGUGGAGCACGUCGACGUCUCCGUCUUGCCAUUGCUCAGCACCGCCCUGCCGGCUGGGGUUCUUAUUUGCCAUCGAGGCCUUCCGCAACUGGGACCAUGGUGCCUGAUAGCUUCCUCUCCGGCUGGAUCGGCAGUCUAUCCACCCAGUUUCUAUGGCGUAGCAUCAGAUUAAUAUUGCCAAGCCUGAGCUGGCGGUUCAUAUGGAAGAUCCCAUGGGCCAGCAGCUGGAGCCUGGAAGCAGAUGUUAAUGCUCCAUAGCAGAGAGUUUAGGUUUACAGCAUGCAGCGACUACCAAAUUUUCCAUGUAGGAUAUAAACGGAAAUUGUAAUGGAGAUGGUUGCCAUCAGUUCCAUUUUGUUGCACAUCACAAGCCUUGCACUCAGAUCGUCGCUGUGGCCAGAUCCGGCCGGGGGAGCCGCCAUAGAGCCGACACCUCGGCGGCGCAGCAGCAGCCCGACAGAAGGUGGGUGCUCAAGCUCAUCCAGCAGCUUGUCAUCGACCAGGAGGCCUCUACCUCGUCUGCAACCGUCCGUGGAUCUCUAUUGCAAGCACCUUGUAUUUUGUCUACUGAUGUUCUUCCGCCCAUCUAAAUUCCACAUGUAUUUUUUGACGGGAUCUAAAUUCCACAUGUUGUUAUAUGAGUGGUACAGCUGCAUGGAUUGACGAUAUGAGUAUUUGUACAAACCGCCGAGGACCUCAAGUUCACAUGGUUCGUGCUUCUUUACGUACGAACUCUACAUAUGACAACCAGCAGAUCAAUUGUUUCAGGCCUGAUGAGUAUCAAGCAGAUUGGGUUCUCCAAGGAAUGCCAAUACGAACUCACUUUUUGCAACACACAUGCUCAUCCAAUUGGGCAGCCAGCUGGGAGGUAGACAAUACCUUUUUCCUCUUUCACAAAUAAAAUAUUUUGAUACUCAAGAUUGGAUAUCAAGGCAUUAUUUUAUAUCAAUUUAUUGAGCCAAGGUCAUGGAAGACACACAGGCUCAAGGGUACAGAUGGCCCCUUUUGGAGUGAGGCGCAGCUAUAGUUGCUCUAUGUUGUGAGAAUACCCAAGCCCUCAAAUGCCGAGAGGCUUCUCUGGUUAUGGGUUGCACAUUCAAAAAGCAAGAUUAGUACACCGGCUAGAUCUCAAGUAUGCAUCAAGCCAAAUUAUUCCAAACAUUGUUGCACUAUGCUGCAUGUAGCUUUUGGUGUGGGCUUCGUGAAUGAGAUGGCGGAGAAGAUGUCAGUGGUGGAAGAGGACAUGUUAUAGAAGAUGUCGUGGGCGGUACCGGAGGAAAUGGUCAAAUGGGGUUCCUCGGAGCGGACAAGAAGGAUGCUGCAGCGGCAUGUAUUGGGUUCCAUUUCCAUCCAGAGAAGAACUUAUGAACAAAGAGAUAUCCUAGAAGUUGAGUGCAGUUGGAGGGGCCUCAGUCCUUUUGAGCCAAGAAAAGUAGAUGGGGCUUGUCCAAGCUAUGAAUAGUAGAUGGGAAAGUGUUGAAAUAUUUUGUGUUUCCAUGGUUUCUAAAUGGUAGGAGGUACAUGUAGUAAUCUGUACGGUUUCAAGUGCCUAAUUUCAUGUGUAAAAAUUUGCUAGGGAAUUCUGAUUGUAGAAUCUUGGAAUAAGGGAACGAAAUCCAAUAUGUGUCAUAUUUAAUUAAUGGAUAAUAACAAUAGACAUGCUUUCAUGAGAUGAUUAAUCUUAAGCAUAGAAGGGCAUCCAAGUGCCACCUAUCAUUUGUAAUGCACAAUAAAGAGUUCUAUGUUAUUGUGUUUUGUGCAUUAGAUCUGAUCCUAUAUGUUACCAAAUUACAUUGUAAGUGAAGUGGAUCUCAAUAUUUUUUAUGUUAUUGGCUAUCUUUUCUAUACAUGUGAAAUUUGAAAUGCAAUCAGUAACAACCAACCUGCAAUAAAUAGGAAGGCAUAGUAAUGUAAUGAAUAACCCAACAUCGAAUACUGAUGACAAAAAAACGUUCUCAACUUUUUUAAGGCCCGUGGCAACGCGCGGGCACUCUACUAGUAUCUAUACUGCAGGUAAUAGCAUUUACAUUGGAUAUAGCAAAACCAGGUUAUUUUUCAGUAACUAGUUGAUGGAACGCGGUUAUGAGAUGUUAUGCUUUGCCAGUCUUAGUAACCGAGAACACGAAAUCAUGGAACAGUAGAAUCAAGUUGCUAAAGAAGCAUAGCACCUCCUUUUUUUGGUUAAACUAACAGUCUCAACAAUGUUGUACUAUCAACUAUUUGCUUUUGCUGCUUGAUGAACACUCCCAACAUAUAGCGAUAUUGCUCUGUGAUCUGUUCUGAUGCUUGUCUGGUGGCAUUGUGUGCGAUGGUUAUGACUUGAGAAAACAUAUGUUAAUGGUAGCUUAGCUGGCUUCCUAUAUGGCUGUUGUCAUGUUAUGCUUCUUUAGCAACUUGAUUCUACUGGUCCAUGAUUUUGAGCUUCCUUAAUUGAAGCCGAAGGUUGUGCCUCUUACCAAAAACAAAUAAAUUAAAGUGAUGUUGUUUGCUAUAUUCUCAUACUAGUAUUAUUGUGGAAUUAUAUGGCUUGAGCCAAGGUGUAGCAUAUUUUUUAUCUGUUUAUUUAUUCUGUGGAUAUUUAUAGAAUAAAACAGUGAAAAGAGACAAUACCAAUAUUUUUUAUCAAGAGUGUUCAUUUUUCGUAUAACUGAAUUUGUUGCCUGCCUAUGGGCAUAAUUAAUAAAAAGUAUAACAAUGGUAAUAUUAGUUCUUAGCUGCAGUGCAGUUGUUUCCCGAGAUGAGAUACAUAAGGGUUUGAAAUCACUGUUAGCAGCAAGAGCACAGGUAACUCUGAUUUGGGACUCAGUUCUGGGCUGCAACGGAUGCUGCUGGCUAGGUUUCACCCCUUAUUUGUAGCUGAAAGCAACCAGUACAGAACCACCUCAGUGGCUUUCUUACAACCUAAGACUCCUUGACUUGUAGCCUUAGACACAGACUUGACACACUAAGCUUACUACCUAAGGAAAAGACUUGACUCAUUGACUGACUGCAGCAAGGAUUACUCUAACGAUCAGAGAUAACUAAAUGAACAAAAACCAGCUUCAACCAAAUGAAACGUCAAGUAGAUAGCUUAAUUGGUUAUCUUUCUUUCAAUUCAAUAUUGUUAUCUUUGUUGAUCUUGCUAAUAUUCUUAAAUUGACAAUAACGGUUGUUUGAUAUCUCCAAAAUACUUGUUCAUAUUUAUACAUUUGUCACUUUUAGAAGAGUCCUGCUGCAAGUGCCAAGUUCAAUUGUGCUAGAGAAAACUAGUAAUUGAGUUUAUUUCAUCAUUUCAGGCUAAAUUUAUUUAAAAAUAAUCUAAAUAUGAAUAAUUGUGAUCACAUUUAUUGCUGGCAUUUAUUGGUAUAAGUAUAUUUUAUUUUAUACAAUAUGGCAUGGAACAAGCUUAAGAAUAUUUUUUGUGUAACUUCUCCCUUCCGGCCAGCUAAUAGUCUGAAUGUACAUGUUCUCCAUUUUUAUGACACUUGAAUACAUACUGUUUUUUGAGUAUUAUGUUUAUUUGGUAGUAGAUGGGGCUUUGUUUAUUUACUCCUAUUGUUGUAUUAAACCAGUUUUGUUUUUCUCAAAUUUCAUCAACCAUUUUAUCUAAAUAUCUCAUUGAUGCCCUCGUGUCUAUUUGUUUCUCAUUGGAAUGUCAUCUGUUCCUGGACAUAUGC
Triticum dicoccoides is the source of this 5865-nucleotide messenger RNA. RefSeq lists its product as uncharacterized. The record is from RefSeq and is a predicted model, not a curated record. Bases 48 to 1217 code for a protein of 389 amino acids. The transcript is spliced from 10 exons. NCBI's taxonomy places the organism in Eukaryota, Viridiplantae, Streptophyta, Magnoliopsida, Poales, Poaceae. Gene Ontology annotation, molecular function: protein binding.